Molecule: messenger RNA, 1115 nt
Organism: Racocetra fulgida
Lineage: Eukaryota; Fungi; Glomeromycota; Glomeromycetes; Diversisporales; Gigasporaceae
Source: the annotation of a GenBank genome assembly
AUGAAUUAGAACUUAAGCCCCAAUCCCGAAGGUUUCAAUCGAAGUGUGCAAUAAAAUAUCCUAAUCCAUUUCAGCUAAACAUCAGUAAAAUCUCCUGUAAAGCUGAAUUAUUUAUCAGUGAACUGAAAUUAGCUGAUCUUACAAUUUCAGACACGGAAGUAUCGGCUACCUACAACAUUAAGUCUAGUGCAUUGUUUGAAAUACACCCUGAAUUUAUAAAAUCAUUUAGCGAUGUUUUAGCAAAGCUUAUGAUUCUAAGCACAACAUCAAAUUCUUCUGAUAAUGAAAUAUCAGAUGAUUUUGAAAAACAAGUUAAUUUCGAAAAACCUGCUAGAUGGAUCAAUCCAUCAAUAACUAUAAACCAUUUGGACGUCAUAGGAGGGACAAGAGAAUAUCUAAAAAUCGAAGCAAAUGUUAAUAUCACUAAUCCAUCAAAAAUUAAAAUUAACUUCAGGGGGAGCAAUGUCAAAUUCGAUAUACCGGUAAUAUUUAAAACAGAUGUUAGAGGCAAUCCCUCGGAAGGAAGAAUUGGAAGUGUGAUAUUAAAAAAUUUUAUAUUAGAAAAAGAUGGAAAUACAAAUCUUCGUGCCAUUGUACAAUAUUCACCAUUAAGCAAUCAAGAAGGAGAUGUUGGAAAAGUGUUGAUAAAGAAUUUUUUAACUGGAAAAUCUAGUGAUGUAAUCAUUAAAGGAACAAAAGAUACAACAACAAUAUCACUAUUAAAAGACGCUUUAAAUUAUGAAAAAUUAACUGUUUCUUUGCCAGGUAUUGAUAAAGAUCCAUUCAUCGCUGAAUUGUAUUACUCACUCUUUAAAUCCAGUGGCACAUUCACGUUUAAAAAUCUCUUUAGUACUGGGGUGCGUGUAAACGAGAUAAUUAGAGCUCAAAUUAAAGUAGAUAAAAAACCAGUUGCAAACGCCGCAACAAAUCUUAGUGAAAAUAGUGUUAUUGAAAGUGGAAACUCUAUAAAAGUUGAAGUUCCUUCGGUAUCUUUAGUUAUAGGAAAUGCAAUUAUAAAGCUUCCAAAAGUCAUGUCUAGGGGGUUAAAAGUUGAUAUUAGUUGCGAAGUUAAGGUUGAUGUUUUCAAUAAGAAUGAGACGAAUGAUAGAUAUUGA